CAGCGCAGGAUCGCGCGCCCGGACAGCUCGCUGGGAUCCCCGUCGAGGCGGCACCGCGCCGCGCCCGGAGGUGCGCGCCGAGCCACCGGCUGGGCCAGCCCCGCUCCCUCCCCAUCCCCGCCGCCGCCGGACGACCCGACCCCGCCGCGGCGCCCUCCGUCCCGGCUCCCGACACCUCCGGCCGGCAUGAGGCUCCUGGCGGCCGCGCUGCUGCUGCUGCUCCUGGCGCUGUGCGCCCUGCGCGCGGACGGGUCCAAAUGCAAAUGCUCCCGCAAGGGGCCCAAGAUCCGCUACAGCGACGUGAAGAAGCUGGAGAUGAAGCCAAAGUCCCCGCACUGCGAGGAGAAGAUGGUGAUCAUUACCACCAAGAGCAUGUCCAGAUACCGGGGCCAGGAGCACUGCCUGCACCCCAAGCUGCAGAGCACCAAGCGCUUCAUCAAGUGGUACAAUGCCUGGAACGAGAAGCGCAGGGUCUACGAAGAAUAAGGUGGAGAAAACAAAUCUGAUAGGAAAAAAACUCCAGACCGGUUGGGAGACUUCAGCAAAGGACUUUGCAGAUUUAAAAAAUCAAAACCCUUUCUUUCUCACAGGCAUAAGACACAAAUUAUAUAUUGUUACCAAGCACUUUUUACCCAGGGUCGGUUUUUACAUUUUAUAGCUGGAGGCGAAAGGCUUCCAGAUGUGAGACCCAGCUCUCCUGCAGACUUUUGUGUGUGUGUGACAGGCGGCUCUUUGCUGAAAAGGGAGAAACUCAUGCCUUUCCUUUUU
Messenger RNA from Dipodomys spectabilis (banner-tailed kangaroo rat), 768 nucleotides. It is a transcript of the gene Cxcl14, whose product is annotated as C-X-C motif chemokine ligand 14. Gene Ontology annotation, biological process: cell chemotaxis; antimicrobial humoral immune response mediated by antimicrobial peptide. Gene Ontology annotation, cellular component: extracellular region. Gene Ontology annotation, molecular function: chemokine activity. The transcript is spliced from 4 exons. Bases 187 to 486 code for a protein of 99 amino acids. Lineage: Eukaryota; Metazoa; Chordata; Mammalia; Rodentia; Heteromyidae. The record is from RefSeq and is a predicted model, not a curated record.